AUGCUCACUUUCGCAGGUCGAUUGCUCAUGUCAGCUUCAUCCACAUCAUCAUCGACAUCGUGUUCACAAGAAGACGGCGGAGUACCGUCUGAUUGCUGUAAAGACGGUGACGAGGGAGACUCCACGUUAAAGAAGCGAAUGCAACAGUAUGGAAGUGUCGGGGCGUAUGCAAACUCUACAAUUUCAACCCUCGAUCGAAGUCAAUACCAAUCACUCCCGCUAAAUGGAACUCGUAGAGUUACUGUACAGUUUGGACACAUGAAAAUUGUGGUUCCCUGGAAGGAGUCCGAUCUAACAGUGGGACAGUUAGCCGAAGCAGCACUAACUCGUUAUAAAAAGGCAAAGGGAUUUGUGAGUUUUCAUUUCAAUUAG
Molecule: messenger RNA, 372 nt
Organism: Caenorhabditis remanei
Lineage: Eukaryota; Metazoa; Nematoda; Chromadorea; Rhabditida; Rhabditidae
Exons: 3
Coding region: 1-372 (123 amino acids)
Source: RefSeq, a predicted model, not a curated record